Elgaria multicarinata webbii is the source of this 1216-nucleotide messenger RNA. RefSeq names its product ATP23 metallopeptidase and ATP synthase assembly factor homolog (gene ATP23). Gene Ontology annotation, biological process: mitochondrial protein processing; mitochondrial proton-transporting ATP synthase complex assembly. The record is from RefSeq and is a predicted model, not a curated record. Gene Ontology annotation, molecular function: metalloendopeptidase activity. Lineage: Eukaryota; Metazoa; Chordata; Lepidosauria; Squamata; Anguidae. The transcript is spliced from 6 exons. Bases 229 to 966 code for a protein of 245 amino acids.
AGGAUUCCCGCCUCAGAAACAACUUAUGGAAUAAGCUUUCGCACCCCAGAGCCCUUUUCAUAAUACACACGCAGUGUUAUCCACACACAAACACACACUUCCCGUCUCUAUAGUCGGUCACCACCAGGUGACCUUCGGUUUGCGUACGGUGGCCGGCAAGGUGAGGAAGAAGGCGAAGGCAUGCUGCUCUGCCCGACGUGCCUGGACGCGUGAGCGAGAGGCUGCCCCAUGGCUUCGGAGCAGCCUCAGCAGCCGGAGAGCGGGGUCUCGGGCGAAGACGAGGAUGACUUCGGGUACGGCUUGUUUCCGGAGCGACGCCGCGGCGAGGCGAAGAACCCGGCCUUCCUCUACAAAAGCGUGUUCACCUACAACAACAAGUGCCAGAUUAUGUUGAAGUUCGCCCUGGACUCCAAUCCUUUUGCUAAACUACUACUUGAUGCUAUGAAGAAUUCUGGCUGCACUGUUUUCAAUGACCGACAUUUCUCAUGUGAAGAUUGUGAUGGGUGUGUCAGUGGAGGAUUUGAUUCUUCAACAUCACAGAUUGUUCUAUGCCAAAACAAUAUUCGUUAUCAAUCUCAUAUGAACAGAGUGGUUAUACAUGAACUUAUCCAUGCAUUUGAUCAUUGCCGAGCACAUGUGGACUGGUUCAAUAAUGUCAAGCAUUUAGCUUGUUCAGAGAUCCGAGCCGCUAAUCUCAGUGGAGAUUGCUCCCUCUUAAAUGAAAUGUCCCGAUUUAAAUUUGGAUUGAAACAGCAUCAUCAAACUUGUGUAAGAGACAGAGCAGUUCGCUCCAUCUUGGCUGUUAGAAAAGUCAACAAAGAGAUGGCAGAGAAAGCUGUGGAUGAAGUCUUUGAAUCCUGUUUCAAUGAUCAUGAACCAUUUGGCAGAGUGCCUCACAACAUUUCAGAUGCAAAAUAUGCAUAUAGAGAGUUUCAGAAUCGUGAACGGUACUAUACAAAUUUGUAGACUGUUCAUCUCUAGCUCUAAACUACACCAUUUGAGGCCAACGUUCAGAAGAUUAAUUGUGAAGAUAACUGGAGCAAAUACCCAUGUUGUUCAAUCCCUGUUCUGUGUUUCAUUCCGUAUAAGAAUUGAUAUGGCAGUUUCUUUUUGCAGUUAUCACAUAAAGGUGUAUAUAGGAGAAUUCUACUGAGAAUUAACUUUGCAAAUGUUCUGGUUUUCAUUUUUGAUUUAAUAAAAGCAAUUUUUAUAUGUA